AUGAUGAAGCUGCGUUUGAGACGUUACGAGACUAGGGAAACCCUAGAAUUUGAAUUGGCUAAUACAAGCAACCUCCAUGAUCUCUGCCAUCGGAUCAGUUCAUCUACGCCUUCCUCCGUUCACUUCUCGCUUAAUCGCAAUGACAAGCCGUCUCCCGAGGAUACGCUCCGAUCUCUUGGUAUGACUCCCGGUGACCUCAUUUACUACUACUCUCUACCUCCCUCUUCUCCGUUGGACAUUGAGAUCGUUGCAUCUGCUGGAAGCAAAAGGUUAAGCGUACCAUUCUUCCUGAAAAAGGUAUUACUUGAGAAAUCUGGUGAUGAAAGUGGCUUGACUACCUUGGCUACUGCAGUUCACGCCGUCAUGUUGGAAUCUGGAUUCAUGUUGUUAAACAAUCAUGGCUGCUUUGAUAAGUUUACCUUUUCUAAAGAGAUGCUUACUGUAUCCCUAAGGUAUACUCUCCCUGAGCUAAUCACCAAGACGAGGGUUGAGUAUGUGACUGUUACGUUUCAGAGCUUGAGCAAUACGGUUGUGGUCUACGGAUCGCUAGGAGGCCGUGGGUGUAUGGUGAAAAGGGUUAGUCUCAACAAGAAUAGAUUUGUGUCCGUUAUCGAUUUGGUUGUGGAUACUUUGAAGUUCGAGAAACAAGCCUCUUGCAGCAGCUACCGCGAUGUGUUCACGUUCUGGAAGAUGGUGAAAGAUGGUCUUUCUAUCCCGUUGCUGACGUGUCUUUGCGAGAAGUAUGGUUUGGAACUUCCACCUUGCUUGAUGCUUCUACCAACGGAGCUAAAGAUGAAGAUACUUGAGUUGGUUCCUGGCGACAGUGUUGCCAAAAUGGCUUGCGUAUGUGCGGAGAUGCGGUGUCUGGCUUCAGACGAUGGCUUGUGGAAACACAAGUGCUUGGAAGAAGCCAAGCAUCUCGAUGUGAAUCGAUCAAGGGAUUCUUGGAAGGCGGAGUUUGCUACUAUUUGGAAGCAACGCCAAAAAGUUAGAAGUGACAUGGAGAUAAGUCGUCGCAGCGUGACUAGUCCUGGGAUCAUUAAUGCACAGUCUCGCGCUGACCGUAUCAGUCGUCUUCGUGAGUUCCGUAGACAACGCCGUCAACGCUGAUGCCCCUUUCCCUUUCCGAAUGUUUGGUGUUUUCCAUGUUAGCUAAUAAAUCCCUUGGAUUUUUUUUUUUAUUCUUUAGAUAGGUAUUUUGUUUAAGAUUAGUUUUCUCUUCUCCUUUGCCCUGCUUAUGCUAUUUGGUUGCUAUUUUUUAUAUUUAAA
Molecule: messenger RNA, 1269 nt
Organism: Brassica oleracea var. oleracea
Lineage: Eukaryota; Viridiplantae; Streptophyta; Magnoliopsida; Brassicales; Brassicaceae
Product: F-box protein SKIP22-like
Exons: 1
Coding region: 1-1110 (369 amino acids)
Molecular function (GO): protein binding
Source: RefSeq, a predicted model, not a curated record